CAGGCUGCUGAAGGAUGGGUGACGACCGGCCCUUCGUGUGCAGCGCCCCGGGCUGCGGACAGAGGUUCACAAAUGAGGACCACCUGGCGGUUCAUAAACACAAGCAUGAGAUGACAUUGAAAUUCGGCCCCGCUCGCACCGACUCCGUCAUCAUCGCAGACCAGACUCCGACCCCGACUCGGUUCCUGAAGAACUGUGAGGAGGUGGGACUCUUCAACGAGCUGGCCAGCUCCUUCGAGCACGAGUUCAAGAAAGCUGCUGAGGAUGAUGAGAAAAAGGGCUCAGGGGCCCUGGACAUGUCCCUGCCCUCCACGCCGGACAUCAGGAUCAAGGAGGAGGAGCCGGUGGAGGUGGACUCGUCCCCGCCGGACAGCCCCGCGUCACGGCCACGCUCGCCCCAGCACAAGGACAAGGAACUGCCCUCCAAGCCACUGAUGCUCUCCACACCCACGCCCACCAUCGUGCGGCCGGGCUCGCUGCCGCUGCACCUGGGCUACGACCCCCUGCACCCCACGCUGCCGUCCCCCACCUCCGUCAUCACCCAGGCCCCCCCCUCCAACAGACAGCUGGGGUCUCCCACCGGCUCCCUCCCGCUCGUGGUGCAGCUCGCCAACGGCCAGGCCAUGCCCGUGCUGCCCGGCCCCCCCGUGCAGAUGCCGUCUGUCAUUUCGCUGGCCCGGCCGGUGGCCAUGGUGCCCAACAUCCCUGGCAUUCCCGGGCCCCCCAUCAACAGCAGCGGGUCCAUCUCGCCCUCGGGACUCCCGGCACAGUCCGAAGCCAAAAUGGUG
Cyanistes caeruleus (blue tit) is the source of this 788-nucleotide messenger RNA. The record is from RefSeq and is a predicted model, not a curated record. NCBI's taxonomy places the organism in Eukaryota, Metazoa, Chordata, Aves, Passeriformes, Paridae.